UGCCUUGAGUGGAGCUGUCAGCCAGAAAGAAAUAGUAGUCGCUUUACAUUUGCUUUGGUGUGUUGGCGCUAGUGAAUUUGAUAAUUAAAAUGCGUGGUGAUACUGUAGGCGGUGAGAACUUAUUGCAAAAUGACGAUAUUUACCGCGUGCCGGAGACUAUUCAUUUUCCAACUGAAGAGAAAAAUACACUAGAAAUUUGGAAAAAUGAAAAAACUUUUCAACGUUGCAUGCAGCUGUCGAAAGAUAGGCCAAGAUAUACCUUCUAUGACGGCCCACCUUUUGCCACCGGUCUGCCACAUUAUGGGCACAUUUUGGCUGGUACAAUCAAGGAUAUCGUUACACGGUAUGCUUAUCAACAAGGUUACCACGUUGAACGCCGAUUUGGUUGGGAUUGUCAUGGUUUGCCUGUCGAAUUUGAAAUUGAUAAACUUCUGAACAUACGCGGACCGGAGGAUGUGCAGAAGAUGGGUAUUGCGGCGUACAAUGCAGAGUGUCGCAAAAUAGUUAUGCGGUAUGCUAAUGAAUGGGAGGAAGUAGUAACGCGUAUGGGUCGCUGGAUUGAUUUUCGCAAUGAUUACAAAACGCUCUACCCAUGGUAUAUGGAAUCGAUUUGGUGGGUUUUCAAACAACUCUACGACAAAGGGCUUGUCUAUGAGGGUGUCAAAGUGAUGCCGUAUUCAACUGCUUGUACAACGGCGCUAUCCAAUUUCGAAUCGGGUUUAAAUUACAAAGAAGUAGUGGAUCCAUGUGUAGUAGUAGCACUCGAGGCCAAUAAUAUUGAGAAUACAUAUUUUCUGAUUUGGACAACAACACCGUGGACUUUGCCGUCAAAUUAUGCCUGCUGUGUUAACCCCAGUUUGGAGUAUGUUAAAGUUCUCGACAAGAAAAGCAAUCGUUUCUACAUCUUAGGGGAAUCACGUUUGAGUUCCACUUACAAAAAUGAAGAUGAAUAUGAGAUUGUGGAAAAAUUUCUUGGUAAUACACUAGCAAAUGAGUCAUAUAAACCACUUUUUCCAUAUUUCAUGGAAAAAGGUGCAGCCGCUAAUGCGUUCCGUAUACUUGUCGAUGACUAUGUAACGGCAGAUACGGGUACCGGUAUCGUACACAAUGCGCCCUACUUUGGUGAGGAUGAUUACCGAAUUUGCCUCAAUGCGGGCAUUAUACAGAAAUCUAGUACUCCCAUAUGUCCGCUAGACGAAGUUGGUCGCUUUACAGCAGAAGUAACCGAUUUUGUUGGAUUAUAUGUUAAGGAUGCUGAUAAAUUAAUUAUCGCGAAAUUAAAAGAACGCGGCGUAUUAUUUUCGACUGGUCAGGUCAAACAUAGUUAUCCGUUUUGUUGGCGCUCGGAUACACCUUUGAUUUAUAGAGCCGUACCGUCAUGGUAUGUGCGCGUGGAGCAUAUGUCGCAGAAUUUGCGUGAGUGCAGUGCACAAACCUACUGGGUACCGGAAGGUGUACGUGACGGACGAUUUGGUAAUUGGUUGAAGGAGGCACGCGAUUGGGCGGUAAGCCGCAAUCGUUAUUGGGGUACACCCAUUCCCAUUUGGCGUUCACCAAGUGGCGAUGAAAUGAUUUGUGUUGGUAGUAUUGAGCAACUGGCCAAGUUGAGUGGUAAAAAUAUUGAAGAUUUACAUCGUGAAACGGUGGACGACAUUGAAAUCCCCUCAGCCAUACCUGGACGUCCACCUCUACGUCGCAUUAGUGCGGUAUUUGAUUGUUGGUUCGAAUCUGGUUCUAUGCCAUUUGCACAACAACACUUCCCAUUUGAAAAUCGAAGUAGUUUCAUGAACAAUUUCCCCGCUGAUUUCAUAGCCGAAGGUAUAGAUCAAACGAGAGGUUGGUUCUAUACGCUUUUGGUCAUUUCAACGGCACUCUUCAAUAAGGCGCCCUUCAAGAACCUAAUUGCAAACGGACUAGUGCUCGCUGCUGACGGACAGAAAAUGUCGAAACGCAAGAAGAACUAUCCCGACCCUAUGGAUAUACUGCACAAGUAUGGUGCUGAUGCAUUACGUUUGUAUUUGAUAAAUUCGCCGGUGGUGCGUGCGGAGAACUUACGUUUCAAGGAAGAGGGUGUGCGUGACAUCAUUAAGGAUGUGCUAUUGCCAUGGUAUAACUCCUAUCGCUUCCUAUUACAAAAUAUCGCACGUUACGAAAAGGAAGAUCUACGUGGCUUAUCACGUUAUCGGUAUGAUAAGGAACGCCAUUUGCGUGAGCUGGAGAAUGCAACAUUACUGGAUAUCUGGAUAGUAUCGGUAAAAGAAUCUCUAAUUGACUACUUCGAAAAGGAGAUGAAACUGUAUCACUUGUACACGGUAGUGCCCCGUCUUACGAAGUUCAUUGAUCAGCUGACCAACUGGUACAUACGCUUAAACCGCCGUCGGUUGCGUGGUGAACUUGGCGAUGUCGACUGUCUGCAAUCGUUGGACACCCUCUACUCAGUGCUAUACGCGCUGGUACAUCUACUUGCACCAUUUACACCAUUCCUUUCGGAAUAUAUUUAUCAACGGCUUCUUCCGUUUCAACCGAAGACAUCCAAUUCUGCAGCAACAUCUUCUGUUCAUCACCAAUUGAUGCCCCAGGUGGACACUAAAUUCAUUCGUCUUGAUAUCGAAAAAUCAAUGUCGUUAAUGCAAACCGUUAUUGAAUUGGGUCGUGUUAUGCGUGAUCGCCGUACAGUGCCUCUGAAAACUCCGUUAACAGAAAUCAUUGUAAUCCACAGAGACCCGGCAAGUUUAGCAGCCAUCGAACGUCUGUCCGAUUUUAUACUUAGCGAGUUAAAUGUACGAAAACUAACACUAAGUUCGGAGAAGAGUAAAUAUGGUGUUACGUUGCGCGCAGAUCCGGAUCAUAAGACUUUGGGUCAACGGCUAAAGGGCAACUUCAAAGCCAUAAUGAGUGCACUGAAAUCGCUCAGCGACGAAGACAUACAAACGCAUUUGUCCAAGGGCUACUUCGAUAUACAAAAUCAACGCAUUGAACUCAGCGAAGUGCGUUUGAGCUAUUGCGUUGCACAAAAUCAAGGAAAUAACUUGGAAGCCCAUAGUGAAAACGAUAUACUCGUGCUAUUGGACAUGACACCGAAGGCCGAGUUGUUGGAAGAAGGUUUGGCACGUGAAAUCAUCAAUCGUAUACAAAAACUGAAAAAGAAAGCGAAAUUGGUGCCAACCGACGAGGUGGUAGUAUUUUAUCGUUUAAGCGAUAACGCGCAGGAGGAGCUUCAAGGCGUUUUUCUAAAACAUGAAAAUAUGAUUAAAGCUGCUAUAAAAUCAGAAAUUUUGGUGUAUAGUCAAGAGGCGAUAAGCAAACUACAUUUUAUCAUAACUGAGUUGGCCAACAUUAAAGGUCUAGAUGUAGAGUUCACCAUUUGUGCAGCAAAGGCGACUCGCCGUAACACCCCACAAGCACAUGGCGUAAAUAUUACGCUUGCUGGUGAACUCUCACCCCGCUUUGGACAAAGUCGCAAGGCAAAUGUGCUAUUGAAGAGUGUCGUAGAUGGUAAAUUUAUUACACUAACACAAUUGCAACAUGAGGUGGAUGUGAACUUUGGCCUCUAUGACUGCAAAUAUAAUAUAUUCUUGUUUGAUGGAAUGCAACAACAAGUGCGCGCAUUAAGUGCCAGCGAUUUGAAUGAGAAUUUAAAUGGAAAGGUGCUGGUGGUGGCACGCAAGGCGUGUGACGUACAAAGAGAGCUCUUUCAGAGCGAGUAAAAAGUGAAGCGAGUAGAAACGAAUGAAACGAAUGAAAAUUUAAAGAUUAAAGAAAGUAAUUUAAAGUUGCUUCUUUAGUAUUUAUUUAGAUAUUUCUUUAAGAAAUCUUAAAAAAAAAGUGUCGCAUUGAUUUAUAUUGAACUGUAAACUAUUCACCUGAAUUAAUAAAAGAAUGGAAUUUUUAAAAUCUUGAAGCUUUUUAAA
Messenger RNA from Ceratitis capitata (Mediterranean fruit fly), 3911 nucleotides. It is a transcript of the gene IleRS, whose product is annotated as isoleucine--tRNA ligase, cytoplasmic. Gene Ontology annotation, molecular function: isoleucine-tRNA ligase activity; tRNA binding; aminoacyl-tRNA deacylase activity. The coding region runs from base 90 to 3707 and encodes 1205 amino acids. Lineage: Eukaryota; Metazoa; Arthropoda; Insecta; Diptera; Tephritidae. Gene Ontology annotation, biological process: isoleucyl-tRNA aminoacylation. The transcript is spliced from 6 exons. The record is from RefSeq and is a predicted model, not a curated record.